Messenger RNA from Tricharina praecox, 1094 nucleotides. Its product is annotated as S-adenosyl-L-methionine-dependent methyltransferase. The transcript has 4 exons. The record is from RefSeq and is a predicted model, not a curated record. NCBI's taxonomy places the organism in Eukaryota, Fungi, Ascomycota, Pezizomycetes, Pezizales, Pyronemataceae. The coding region runs from base 39 to 1025 and encodes 328 amino acids. Gene Ontology annotation, molecular function: methyltransferase activity.
CUCGCGUCCAGAUAUCCGUGCGAAGAAGAUUAAAAGUCAUGUCCAACAAUUCCGAUAUCGAGGUCGACCCCAAAGUUCUUGCGAAUGACGACGAAGACUACGAAUCCGCCGGCUACAAUACGAGCACCCAGAGUUUAAGCUCGUCGAUCAACGCCUUCGUCUUCGAGAACGGUCGUCGCUACCACGUCUACUACGGCGCCGAGAAGAACCUCCUUCCCAACGAUGAAACAGAACAAGAUCGACUGGACAUGCACCAUGAGAUGAUGCUUCUCCUGCUGGGGGGAAGUCUUCACAAGGCGCCGUUGAAUAAUCCGCAGAAGAUACUGGAUGUGGGAACGGGUACCGGAGUUUGGGCUAUCGAUAUGGCGGAUAGGUAUCCGUCUGCUUGGGUUACCGGGAGUGAUCUGAGUCCCAUUCAACCAAAUUGGGUGCCCCCGAACUGCAACUUUGAAGUCGAUGAUGCGGAGAAGGAUUGGACGCACGCGGAGGACACGUUCGACUACGUUCACGCUCGCAACCUCGCGCAGUCCAUCACCGACUGGCCAAAACUCACGUCCGAAAUGUUCCGCUGUACCAAGCCGGGCGGAUACAUCGAGCUAGCAGAGCUUGGCUGCGAGCUCUACAGCGAUGACGGCACACUCGCCCCUGACAACGCGUUCAAACGUUCCUACGACCUCGUCAAUGCGGAAGCUUUACCACGUAUCGGCCGCCACGGAGCGAGAUUGGAGCGUAUGGCCGCGUUCCUCAAAAUGGCCGGCUGUGUGGAUAUCACGACGUCUACAUACAAGCAGCCGUACGGACUGUGGCCGAGGGAUCCGCGUCAGAAGCAGAUUGGUGCAAUUGCAAUGUUGGCGAUGGAAACUGGUAUCGAGGCCUACGUUAUGGCUGCGGCUACCAGGAUUAUGGGUAUGGAGGCGGAGGAGGCGCAGAAGCUGUGUGCUGAGGCGUGGAAGAGUUGUAAGAACAAGAAUCAUCAUGUUUACACAAACUUCUACGUCGUGUACGGCAAGAAGCCGAUGGACUGAUUGGAAAGGAGUUUCGUAUGCUCGGGUUUCGAACAUUUGUUUUCGUUACGCAUUCGGGCGAUUAGGGGA